This is a messenger RNA of Xyrauchen texanus (razorback sucker), 3152 nucleotides long. RefSeq names its product protein LBH-like. The record is from RefSeq and is a predicted model, not a curated record. The transcript has 5 exons. NCBI's taxonomy places the organism in Eukaryota, Metazoa, Chordata, Actinopteri, Cypriniformes, Catostomidae. Bases 202 to 741 code for a protein of 179 amino acids.
GAUCACCACAAAAACUGACAGCACUCGACAGUAACUUUCCGCUGCAGGUCAGAACUGUAAGUCAGGUGGUUGGACUCAUGUAAACGGAAGUUGUGUGAGUUUCACUCGGUGUUUUGCGGUUUAACGGGAGAAUAUACCGAGAAUAAUAACAUAGAAGAACAUAGAACAAGCUUCAAGAAAAGAAACGGGAGAAAAGAAAGAAUGACAGAUAUAAUGAACAACCCAGAACACAGUCGAGGAGAAUUCACUGUGAGUGAUUCAGAAGAGCAAGGCGUUUCCUUUCAGUCUGGAGUAAUAGUGUUGGGAGACCACAAGAGGGCGAUAUACCAUUUACUGAAGCCGGUCGCGGUCAGGAUCAAACACACUAACACAGACACAGGUCGAGCUGAAGCGGCGCAGAUGGCAGUCCAAAGUUAUGAAGGUUUUUGUACUUUUUCAAGAAUGAACAAAGUGACGUUGAUGAGUUUGCAGAUUUUCCCAGACACACAGGAGCGCAACCCCAAGUUAUCCAAACGGCUGCCCUCCAUCGUGGUGGAGCCCACAGAGGGAGAGGUGGAGAGCGGAGAGUUACGGUGGCCCCCAGAUGACCUGAGAAGUACAAACUCUUCCAGCCAUAAGCACACACCCUCCCAAGAGAUCACACAGAUGUCGGAUUCACCGACCCAGAUAACUAACAGCAAGAGUGCAGAUGAAGCCAUGUGCAGCAGUGUGGAAAAUUCAGCAGCUGCCGAGCGUAACUGAAAUGUAAUAAAGACGUUAUCGCAAGUCUUUUCUUAUCACAAGUCUCAGUUCACACUCUGAAAAUUCACACUUAGAAACACAUACACACUUACAACGACAUGAGCAGCCAGUUUGGCAGGCAGGUGUAAAUAAGAUCACAAUGCCAUAUCUGAGCACCUUUUACAACACAUUCAUGGCUUUAAAGAGACUCCUUUUCAACACUUUUUAAAAAUCUUUUCUGGUUUUCAAGAUCAAACUAAUUUAAUAAGGACUACUGAGUUUGUAAUAGGACAGUACUGGCUUUACAAAAACAAAACAAAAAAAUACAGUUUAGUUUACAUCACAGCAAUGAUUCUCUGCUUGCUAUUGCUAAUAGCUAUGCUAUUGCUAGUCAUAAGUCGGUGGUAUUAGGGGCGGGACAUUCACAUUCUAAAAAGCAUUUGAUUGGACACAACCAAAGUGGGAUAGUGCAGUGGGAGUCAUCAAUAUGUCUUUCUCUGUACUCCAGAAAGAGAAAACCUAUAAAUGUUAACUUUUUUUAUGUAUGCUAAUAGUGAAUUUUGCCAAAGCUUAGGAGUACACUAGCAUACUGUAUAUAUUGCCUUGAAGCAAACUGACAUGGACUAGAAGCCACAAAAUGGGGUCUUUAAACAAACAAGAUAGCAUGGCCUUAAACAUGACUUAACCAAGUGUAAGAUAUUACAUUAUUAAUUCUAAAUCAAAUGCGUUGUUUGACCUCUCUAUAACCACUUCUGGUUUGGGAAGCUUUACAUCUAAAUAGAUGUAUUGAUUUGGUAUAGAUCUUUUUCACAGACUGUGAUGACGUGCUUAUUUAGCAGCGUAAAUCUCUCAAAAAUUAUAUUAUAAAUGUUUUAAAUAUUGAGUGUAAAUUUAUAACAUUAUGCUUAUUGUUACAUUAUCCUGGAACUAGUUUUAAAAACUGAAUUACUACAGCUGUGAGGGGGUUUCCAUUACAGCUGCUGAGAAAGCGUGACAGUAAAUUAGGCAUCAUCUCCCAUCUGACUGUCUUAACCCACCACUCUCUAUUUUUCAUCUUCUGGAAAAUCAUUCAAAUGUAAUAGUUGUUUCGGAGCAAAUGGGUAAGUGAAAAUAAUAUUUGCUGUGAUCUCCCAUUCACUGCUGUCGAAGUUUACCCUGCAAAGUUUUACUUUCGCGUUCCAAACCAGGACUGUGAAAAAGGUCUAUUAUGCCUUUCAAUUUGAUGUAUCCCAAAAACCCUGUUCACUCUCUAUAAUCAGACUAUUGCAGUGACCACUUUGAAUCUCACAUUCAUGUGAACAUUAUUCAUUACACUCUCAAUGGUUGAAAACAUUCUCUGCACCAUCUGGCUGAAGCUUGUGAGGAAGAGUUGCAACAGAACUUCAGACAUGUCAAUCAUUACGAGGACAAGGACUUAAAUAUCUCUCCAAGCUCUGUAUGACUCUCUGCAGAUUACAAAUAUUAGAGUCUUUCAAAGCUGUGCUAAACAUGCACUAUAGCUGGAGCUGGAAUCCCCCACUGGACAGAGACUGCCUUUUUUAUAUGCUGGGUUCAGCUUAAAUAUCUGCCAUUAAUUAGUGUUGUUUAUUAAGGCAACCAUCACUAUCACUACAGAGUGCAACGGUCUGGUUCUGGAAUAAAAAAGUUAAAUAUAAUGUGUUUAAUUUACCCCAUUGAUAGUUAUUUUUAAACUCUUUCUUACUUAUAAACCUAUACAGACAGACAGUAGGUGAGCUUACUUUUGCCAUUCUACAAAUGUGCUAUUUACAGUCAGCUUUGAUCUAUUUAUUAAAAGCUAAAUUAUAUGAUAAGAAAGAGAGUAGUAUUCAGCUUGUCAUCUCAACAUGCUUCAUGUAGAAUAAAAAAGCUUUUAUUAGGUUAUGACUGGAGUCUUCAUCCUAUACAUGAUUUUAAACAUAUUUCAAAAGUAUUCUUCAUUUCUUUAGGGGUAAAAACAUUUUAAUGAGGAAAAGAAUACUGAGUGCACCUUUAAUAUAUAAAUCCCCAUGGUGAAACUGGCUUGAUGUGUGUGUAUAUUGUAUAGAGUCUAUAUUUUAAAAUCAUUUUGUUUACUGUAACAUUGUUAUACUACUGUAACUAGAGGCUUGUGUUUGCUUUAACACACAUCAUCACUAUCAGAGGAGACGCCAUCUCCUUUUAUUAUUGUUCUGGUUUGCAUGCAUUGAAAAUGUCUCUUGGUCCUUGUUUUUAAUUUAUAAAAUUAACCAGCAGAUGCAUCUUCUGGAAAGCUUUUAGGUUAAUCCUGAUCAGACCAUGUACAAAUGUUUCUUUUAUUUCAUUUUAUUGCCCUCUUUCAGUUAAAAAAAUAUAAUAAUAAUAAUAAUUGAAGUUUUUAAACAGGACAGUUGUUCCUAAUAUGUAUAUGUUGUUGAUCAGAUUUUUUUCUUCAGUUUAGUUAAUAAAGAUUAAUA